Molecule: messenger RNA, 1287 nt
Organism: Fomitopsis serialis
Lineage: Eukaryota; Fungi; Basidiomycota; Agaricomycetes; Polyporales; Fomitopsidaceae
Exons: 11
Coding region: 1-1287 (428 amino acids)
Source: RefSeq, a predicted model, not a curated record
AUGGCUUCGGCGGUUAUAAGUUCCUGGGCCUUUUCUUUCCUCCUCUCACUCCUGUCCCUCCUUAGGUUACCCGCCUCGUCUUGGAUAAAUCGCAAUGGCGGCGCCGUCGGUCGGGGUGGUCAGCAAGCAGCAGUGGGACGAGGCUCUCACAAAGGUUCUGGACCUAUCCACGACCACCAUCGAGCGCAACGCGGAGUUGGAAGCCAGGGUCACGGAGCUGAGGUAGAGCUCGCGGUUUGGAAGCAGGCCCACUCCAACGUCACGGACAUGAUGGAUCGCGACAAGAAGGCGCAUAACGCGCGAGUCGCGACACUUAACAGGCAGAUAGCCUCGAUGGGUCUGCUGAAGGACCCACUCAUUCUCUGCGUUAUUGACGGAGACAUGAACAUUUUCUCCCCGAUGCUCCUGGCCCAGGGCUUGCAGGGCGGUAGGCAGGCCGCGCAAGAGCUUACUAAGAGCAUCGCCGAGUUCCUAUCCCAGGAAGAAGUCCAGGUUUUCGGACGGCUCUCCUUCUGGGUGACCAUCUACUUCAACAAACGCGGCCUUGUGAACAUGCUCCGGGACGAAGGCAUCUGCGGGCCUGAGCAACUCGAGGCAUUCAUGUCCGGGCUGAGCCAGGCGUCCCCUCGGUUCCUCUUAGUGGAUGUCGGUCCGGGCAAAGACGGAUCUGACGUAAAAAUCAGAGAAUACCUUCAGACGUACGUCGCCUUACCGCAGACGAUGCGGGUAUUCUUCGGAAGUGGCUCUGAUGGCAACUACAAAUCCGUGCUGCUCGACCUCGAGAAGGACGAACUGCUCGGGAAGGUCGUGCUCUGCAAGGGAACAGAGACUCUGUUCAUGGCUCAGCCUCCGGCAUACGUUCACAGGCGACCUGGGUCGAUUCCCCUUGCUGGAUUGAAUCAGAAUAUCACUACGCAAGGCGGUCUCAUCAGCCCUCAGUCUGAGACGCAUGUCACGGCCGCUUCUACCUCUGUCGGGCCCGGCACCAACGCUAGGUUUGGGUCCAAUGCGAAUGGGGCGAAGCCGAUAGAUCCAACGAAGGCUAACUGCAAGUACUCCCACGAUUGGUACCUCUCACCUGAGCAGCUUGAGACACUGUCCAAGAAUGCGAAGAAGGCCCCGUGCAACUACUUGAAGAACGGUGCUGCUGGGAUGACACGUCGUCCUUCAUAUCAGGGCCAUGUCUGCCCCAGCGGGGCUCGGUGCUUCCACCUGAGCAAGGGCAAGUGCUGGUUUAAAGGCGAUGGCAUGCACCCAGUCAUGGGUCCUACAGAGCUUCUCAUUUAG